Suillus bovinus is the source of this 748-nucleotide messenger RNA. RefSeq names its product carbohydrate-binding module family 13 protein. Bases 126 to 578 code for a protein of 150 amino acids. The record is from RefSeq and is a predicted model, not a curated record. Lineage: Eukaryota; Fungi; Basidiomycota; Agaricomycetes; Boletales; Suillaceae. The transcript has 6 exons.
AUCGUGCACGCUUCAUUAUGGCCGUUGCAUUGUUCAAUGCAGAUGAACACGAGGAUGCAAUGAUGUCAGUACACGAGGCUAGCUAGGGCAUUGGCUGACAUCAUUCCGGUAAAGCAAGCACUACGAUGGAUCUCAUCAAGAACCAAUACACAUACAACCUGAAAAACUGUCAAGGAGGCACUGCUGUUCACCUCUCAGGCGACGAUUACUACACCGUCAUCGGUUUUGACCCCCACGAUGGCUCUAAUCAGGCGUGGACCUUCCAGCAGCGUGAUAGCGACCAGAACGGGUGGUUUAUAAAGUCUUCCCACUCUGGAAAAUACCUCGGGAUCAAAGGCAGCCCUCAAAAUGGCACCACGGUUGUUGUUGGAUCAGACCCCUUCAAGUGGGAUGUCAAAGAAUCAGACGUCAAAAGAGUUGAAGGCAUUAGGAUAUUGAUCCAUGGCACGAGAUUCUGUUCAAACCUAGAUGGGGGGAAAUCAGCAAACCACACGAAAAUUCACCUUUGGGACAGUGGUGGUGGCGCCAGUAAUAUUUGGGCACUUACCGAGCAAGUUUCCAUUGAGGAUCAGCACUGAAGACCAAGACACUGAUUCAAAGGCAUGUUUCCACCCUAGGCUUGUAUAAUGUAAUACGAGGAUACUUCAUGCAGAUCCUCCCUAUGACUAUAAAUGUCCGUGAAGCAUUUAUCAUGGGAGACUUGUCAAAGGCUGAAAAGCUACUUGCACAAGAGAUCGAAGCUGACGCC